AUGAAGACCUCCGCUCUCCUCACCAUCAUUCUCGGAGCUUCCUCUAUCCUCGCCGGCCCAUUGCCAGAUGUCUCUUCACGAUCUGACGAUGAACUGAUUGUCCGCGAUUUGGAGGAGUAUCGCACUGAGCUGGAUGCUCGCGGAUUGCAUACUUCCUGUAUCAUCUCCAUGGCUAGCUGCCUCGCCGCCUAUGGCCUGAUCGGCUUCCGCUACCAGGAAACGAAGAUCGUGUAUGACUACGUGAAGCCCUGGGAAAUAUGUGCUGUGAAGGCUAUCUUCUCGGGUGCUUGUAUGGAUGGUAUUGGGGAGGACGUGAAGAGCGAGCCUGGCCAAAUGUUUCGGUACCAUAUGACACACGGACUCACCGAUGACAGCGAGUGUAGGGGUAUUGAUUGCGAUGAGCCAGGGACGGAUAAGGGUUGCGAGACCUACGGAUGCGGCAUCUGCGAUCGACAGGUCUUCAAGUGCAGCGAUUAA
Messenger RNA from Trematosphaeria pertusa, 477 nucleotides. RefSeq lists its product as uncharacterized. The record is from RefSeq and is a predicted model, not a curated record. Lineage: Eukaryota; Fungi; Ascomycota; Dothideomycetes; Pleosporales; Trematosphaeriaceae. The coding region runs from base 1 to 477 and encodes 158 amino acids. The transcript is spliced from 3 exons.